AUGAGACUUGUGAUCUUAUUGUUCCUAAUAGUUUCAUCAAUCACUAUUGGAUAUGCGCAAAGAUUCCCAGUUACACGUCCGCCGAGGAGAGAAACCUAUCUAACAGGUUCAGAGUUCGAGCAAAGUCUCUUCACUCAUUUGCUCAAUUCAACAUCUGUUAGUAUUCUUGAGGAUGAUAUCACUCUACUUCUCACCAGUUCAAAUCUCACCUAUUCAGUAAAUGAUGCACAAACCCCGUUCGAGUAAGUUUCUUCUGCGCUCUUCUCAAACAAUACCAUAUUUUUUGUAGAUUCGUUGACCGUCUCUAUUAUUUCUCCGAGGAUUCAUUUAACAGAGAUAACAGUGAGAACUUCACAUUCACUUAUAUGUGCGUUUUUAAUGUAACUGCUGAUGACGACGAUAAUGUAUUCAAACAGGUGAGAAAAUUCACAUUUUCACUUCUCAGAGGAUCAAUCAUGCAUACCUUAGUUAGGUAACCUAACAACCUUAUUAUGUUUAGAUCUCAUUCCGCGGUGGUUCUCCGAUCGACGCAUUUGUUUUCGGCUGUGAAAACAACAAAGAAUGUUGUGGGUUGAAAUGUUGUGGUGAUGAUGUUUUGAUCAACAUCAUUAUUGUUGGAGCAAUUAGUAUCGCUUUGUUGCUUUUGCUUUUGUGCAACAUCUUGAUCGGUUUCAAGAAACGACGAGGUGGUUUAGAAAUACGAAUUCUAGCGUGAUCUUUAAAAUCUGGUUUUACAGAAAAUGGAAAGAAUGGAGCAGGAACUUCAUCUGCUGUUUAUGAAGUUGGACGAACAACUGAUACAAUGGGAGGAGAAGAAAUCGAUGCUUGUCACAUUACUUUGGAAACCGCAACACCUAAAACACCCAAAGUUCCUUCUCAAAAACCAUAA
Molecule: messenger RNA, 889 nt
Organism: Caenorhabditis angaria
Lineage: Eukaryota; Metazoa; Nematoda; Chromadorea; Rhabditida; Rhabditidae
Source: the annotation of a GenBank genome assembly